Candoia aspera is the source of this 2378-nucleotide messenger RNA. It is a transcript of the gene TAS1R3, whose product is annotated as taste 1 receptor member 3. Gene Ontology annotation, molecular function: sweet taste receptor activity; G protein-coupled receptor activity. The transcript is spliced from 5 exons. Lineage: Eukaryota; Metazoa; Chordata; Lepidosauria; Squamata; Candoiidae. Gene Ontology annotation, cellular component: plasma membrane. Bases 19 to 2319 code for a protein of 766 amino acids. The record is from RefSeq and is a predicted model, not a curated record. Gene Ontology annotation, biological process: sensory perception of umami taste; sensory perception of sweet taste; G protein-coupled receptor signaling pathway.
CACAUCUGGGCUCUGGGAAUGAAGUUCGCCAUCGAAGAAAUCAACAACUCCACAACGCUGCUGCCGGGGAUCCUGCUGGGCUAUGACAUUUAUGACAACUGCAUGGAACCGAGGUUCACUCUCCAGCCCAGCCUGUUGUUUCUUUCCAAAGCUGGGACUACCAGCCUCGGGGUCCUGUGUGACUACGCAGGCUACCAAACACGUGUGACGGCUGUCAUAGGGCCUCACAGCUCAGAGCUCUGCAUGGUGACAGCCAGGCUGUUUAGCCUCUUUCUGAUCCCACAGGUCAGCUAUGGCGCCACCACCGAAAGCCUGAACAACGAGGGGCUCUACCCCUCUUUCUUCCGGUCAGUGCCCAGUGACAAAGGUCAGCUGGAAGCUAUGAUGCAGCUCCUGGGGGUCUUCCAGUGGAAUUGGAUCUCCGCGGUGGCCAGUGAUGAUGGAUAUGGCCGUGAGGGCCUCAGCCUCUUAUCCUCCCUGGCGGAGAACAGAAGCAUCUGCGUUGCCUACAAGGGGCUGAUUCCCUCGGAAAUCCUGGAGCCCAGCUGUCCACGGUUGAAGCAGGCAAUCCAGGCAAUCGACGAAACUAACGUCAACGUUGUCGUCUUGUUUUCCAGUGAGCAGGCGGCCCGAGCCCUCUUUCGAAUGUGGGUCAGGUUGGGCUUGGGCAAGAAGGUGUGGAUAGCCACCCAGACCUGGGUAGUGUCUGAUGCGGUCACCACCCUGCACCGCAUCCACUCCAUUGGGACCGUCAUUGGCUUCGUCAUCAAGGGAGGGGAGGUCCCUGGCUUCCAAGCGUAUGUCCACAACCUCUUAGACCUGACCCAGGAGGACAGCUUCUGCCAGGCAUCUCAGGCCCAAGCGGAAGCGAUGAGCGCCAACAUUCAGGGGCCACCGUGUGAGCAGUGCGGCCACGUUUCGUAUCAAAAUAUCACAGCGGUGCUGGAUCACCACCAAACGUUUGCUGUCUAUCUGGCUGUGCACAGCGUAGCGCACGCGCUCCACAGACUGUUGCGUUGCCAGAGCGGGCACUGUACAAAAGCUUCCUGUUUUUCUCGGCAGCUGGUUCACGAGCUGAGGAAGGUGAAUUUCAGCAUCGGCAACCAGGCGUUCCGUUUCAGCCAGGACCGCAGCACCCACUUGGGCUACGAAGUCAUCUGGUGGAGCUGGCGAGACAGUAGGAUUGAGCCCGUCAGCGUGGGACAUUUCAACCAGACCUUGCACAUCAACAGGUCCCUGGUUCGGUUUCACACCGCAGAUCAAAAGGCACCCCCGUCGGAGUGCCUCACUACAUGUCCACCCGGGCAGGUCCGUCAGAUGAAGGGCUUCCAUCUCUGCUGCUUCAACUGCGUUGACUGUGAGAAGGGCACGUUCUCCAGCUCCACAGGUGACUCCGCCUGUAGACCCUGCCCUGAGCCCCAGUGGUCUCCCCAGCGCAGCAGCCGGUGCUACAGCCGCAGCGAGAGAUACCUCUUCUGGUCCGAACCCUUGGUGGUCACCUUGCUGAGCCUGCUGACUCUCGUCUUCGCUCUCACCUGCCUGGCAGGGACGCUCUUCCUGAGAUACCUCCAGACCCCUGCGGUGCAGGCCGCAGGGGGAACCAUGUGUCUCCUGGCUCUCUUCGGCCUCGCUUUGAUGGGACUCGGCUCCGUCCUCUACGUUGGGAAGCCCAAUGCAACCACUUGUCUCCUGCAGCAACCCGUUUGUGCCCUCUGCCUCAAUGCUUGCUUCUCCACCAUCCUUGUCAAAGCCUUCCAGAUCACGUUGGCCAAUGACUUUGGAGACAGCCGCCCACACGCCCUGCACUUUCUGGCACGGAGACGGCCGUGGGCCGUUGUGGCCUGGUGCUUCCUGGUCGAAGUCUUGCUCUGCGCUGGGUACCUCUAUGCUUCCCCGCCCCUCCUGGUUAAAAACUACAAAUUCUUCUCCUCCCAAGUUCUCCUCCAGUGCAAAAUCCAGUCCUGGGUUGCUUUUGCCAUAAUCCACGGCCACAACAGCUUCCUAACAUUUAUCUCUUUCCUCUGCACCUUCAUGGUGCCAGCUUCCCCCAGGCAUUACAACCUUGCAAGAAGCAUCACCUUUGCCGCCAUCACCCACUUCGUCACCCUGGUGGUCUUCAUCCCCACCUAUGCUUCCGUGAAGCAAGACAUCCAGCCAGCUGUGCAGAUGGGCGCCAUGCUGCUCUGCAUAUUAGGCUUGCUGGCCACUUACUACCUCCCCAAAUGUUAUAUUUUCUACUUUAAGCCGGAGCAGAACAGGCUAGACUAUUUUCAGGAUUAUACCAAAGAGAGGCAGCAAGAGAAAAAUUCUCAAGAUUAGCUACGGGGAUGUUCUCUGAGAGAGAAAAACUGUUUCUAUUAAGAAUAUGAAGUCUAAAA